Eleginops maclovinus (Patagonian blennie) is the source of this 2599-nucleotide messenger RNA. It is a transcript of the gene kif2c, whose product is annotated as kinesin family member 2C. Bases 114 to 2255 code for a protein of 713 amino acids. Lineage: Eukaryota; Metazoa; Chordata; Actinopteri; Perciformes; Eleginopidae. Gene Ontology annotation, molecular function: microtubule binding; ATP binding; microtubule motor activity. Gene Ontology annotation, biological process: microtubule-based movement. The transcript has 23 exons. The record is from RefSeq and is a predicted model, not a curated record.
GUUGACUCUGUAGGUAAGAAUGUUUUUGACGGUUGUUGGUAAGAAAAGAUAAACGAACACAUUUAUAAAGUCAGUACUGUCCCCGAAUAUUACGCACAGAAAAAGGAGCUGAAAUGGAAACCAGCCUGUCCAGACUCCUUGUUGGACUCUCUGUAAAAAUCAUUCGCAGUGAUGGCCGUGUGCAUCUGGCAGUGGUGAAGUCCGCGGAUGUUGUCAAGUCCAUAGUUAUGGUUGAAUGGAAUGAAAGAAAGAUCUGCCGAGGAAAGGAGGUUGAUUUGAGUGAGCUAUGUUCACUCAAUCCAGAGCUUUUGGACCACAUAAAGAAUGUCACCAACAAUGUCGCCAACAAUGCCGCCAACAAUGCAACCGAGCCACCCCCUCCCGCUCCAGACAAGAAGUAUGAGGGUCGACUGCGCUCAUCCAGGAUUCCUGCCCCUUUCUCCUCCCCUGCAGUCACCAAUGCUGAAGAGUCAGUUGCCAAUCGGUCUCAGACCCGGCAGACGGGCGUUUUCCAGGCUCAGGCCCCGCCUCCUGUUCUCGCACCAGUCCCGACCUCUGAGUCUACUGAGGCAAACCUGGAAACGGUUCACGUUGAUCUCCACUCUUCAUCAGUCUUCACACACCCUGCACCUGUUCGUCAACGUAGGAAGAAUGAGGCUAAACCAGCAGAGACCCCGUCCAUUGCCCGAGAGUCGAUAAAGGAAAAUGAACCAGAGAGAAUGCCUCCUCCGCCUGCAGUCAAAUGCAGAAGAAAGUCUGUGGCUCCCCCAGAGAUGCACAAAGGAAGCAAAAGGCUGUCUUGUGUUGCAAAGCCUCCCGACAUCCAGCCAAAGCGGGGAAAGUUUGGAGAAGUUUAUAAGGCAAACCACAAGUUCUCUGAGAUGAUCCAAGACUUCAGAGAGACGUUGGAAAUCACCCCCUUGUCAACUAAUGACCAGAUUGAACCUCACAGGAUUUGUGUGUGCGUUCGCAAGCGACCCUUCAACAAACCAGAAAUGAACAGGAAGGAGAUAGAUGUGGUGUCUAUACCUGGGAAAGGUGUACUGCUGGUCCAUGAGCCAAAACAGAAGGUGGACCUCACCAAGUACUUGGACAACCAAGUCUUCCACUUCGACUACUCCUUUAAUGAGACCGCCACCAACGACCUGGUCUACAAGUUCACAGCCAAACCUUUGGUGCAGUCCAUUUUUGAAGGUGGCAUGGCAACAUGUUUCGCAUACGGCCAGACUGGAAGCGGGAAGACUCAUACAAUGGGAGGUGAUUUCAUAGGGAAGCAGCAGAACAAUGCCAAAGGAAUCUACGCAUUGGCAGCUCAGGAUGUUUUCACCCAUAUAAACCACAAGAGGUAUGCCAACCUGGAACUCUCUGUUUAUGUCAGCUUCUUCGAGAUUUACAAUGGAAAAGUGUAUGACCUACUCAAUAAGAAGACCAAGCUCCGUGUCCUGGAGGAUGAACGGCAGCAGGUUCAGGUGGUGGGCCUGGAGGAGGUCUAUGUGUCUUCAUCAGAAGAGGUCAUCAAGUUGAUCCAGAUGGGCAGUUCCUGCAGAACAUCAGGCCAGACCUCAGCCAACACCAAUUCAUCCCGCUCUCACGCCAUCCUUCAGAUUGCGCUACGGCGCAGUGACCGUGCGACCUCGCUGCACGGAAAAUUUUCUCUGGUUGAUUUGGCCGGGAAUGAGCGCGGCACUGACGUCAGCAGCAAUGAUCGAGGCACUUUGGUGGAGACUGCCGAGAUCAACCGCAGCCUGCUGGCUCUCAAGGAGUGUAUUCGUUCACUGGGAAUGAAUAGCGAUCACAUUCCUUUCCGGAUGAGCACUUUGACAAAAGUGCUCAGGGAUUCCUUUAUUGGAGUGAAAUCCAGGACCUGCAUGAUUGCAAUGGUAUCUCCAGGCAUGACUUCCUGUGAAUACACAAUGAACACACUGCGUUAUGCUGACAGAGUGAAGGAACUGAAAGGCAAUUCCAAGGCCAACGAAGCAGUGCAGGCACAAGAGCCUUUAGAAAGUUCCACAGAGGAGGAAUCUUUUGUGGAUACCAGUGUGUACGAUUCCAUUUCCCGUGUGGCAGAGCUGGAGGAGAAGGUUUACGGACAGUUCCAGAAAGCCAAUGAAUUCUACAAUGCAAUGGGGAAAAGCGCUUACAAUAUCGAAGAAGGACUUCCAGACUUGGUGGACUAUGCCAAGACAUUCUUUGAAACGGUACAGGCUUUGCAAACUGCUAUCAAUGAGGAGAGAAUGGCAAGGGAAAGCUACUAAGAAGAAUCCAUGGACCCACUCAGUGUGUUUUUAUUGAAAAUGUCUGUUUUGAAGCAGCUGAUUUUAAAUGUUAAAUAAAUACAACUUUAUCCAAACACUAAUUGAAAGUGAUUUUUCUAGUAAGAAAUCACUUGGGGAACUUGUCAUUUUUAUUAGUGGAUGCAUUGCUUUGUGCUGUGGGAGUUUCCAUUUCUUUCUAAGAAUGAAUGUUGAAGUAGUUGAAUAUUCAAUGUUGGUUGUGGGGGGUGAUAAAGUAUGUCUCAAUAUUGUAUACAGAUUUAUAACAACCAUAGCUUGGAUAUGUUUGCAGGAAAAUGAAAUAAAAACUUUCUUGUGCAUCCUUA